Molecule: messenger RNA, 1906 nt
Organism: Suillus subalutaceus
Lineage: Eukaryota; Fungi; Basidiomycota; Agaricomycetes; Boletales; Suillaceae
Exons: 3
Coding region: 1-1719 (572 amino acids)
Source: RefSeq, a predicted model, not a curated record
AUGGCUGAUGUGUCGGAUGAUGGCGGAUCUGUUGCUGAUCGGAUCGACGAUUCUGAGAAAACCUCCCCAGAUGAGUUGAACGCAGUCGCCAGAGAGAACGCGCUGAGGGUUGAGCGUAACCGCAGGCGUACCGAGAGACGUGCUGAUGCGGUCAACUUAGCAGCCGUAUCUGACGACGAGCCACUGAUUGAGGCGCCCUCUCGAACAAAUUCUCCCACUCCUUCUCCCCCAGAGACUCCAUCUUCCGUUGAUUCAUCCCCAUCUUUGGUGAUGCACUCUGCCUUGCAAAACUUCGAUAUCAUAUGCACAAUCUGUUUAUACGUACACCGCGGGUCACUUUCUGCCCUUGCAUCCACAUGCCGCAUCUUCGAGGGCCCAGCGCUUGAUGUCCUUUGGAGGAAUCUGGAGUCCGUGGAGCCUCUUGUCAAAUGUCUACCGAGCAACCUGUUUGGUAUUGAGAAAGGACAUAUAGCAUUACGAAAACCUCUUGACGCCAAGACAUGGAAUAUUCUUCGCAAAUACACGUCUCGCGUGCGCUCCAUCACACAAUUAGACUCCCUGGCGAUUAUUAAGCCCCUCGCUUCGCUAAUACUGUCUUGUCCUUUGGCACCUGCUCUCAUGUUUCCAAACCUUCGCAGAUUAAAAUGGCAUGCAGAUGAAACGCACUGUGCUGCAGAAUUCUUGCGCAUGGCAUUUGUGCCCACCCUGUUGUCCUUAGACGUGGUGAUUUAUUCAGCUUCCUCCAUAUUUCUCUCGGUCCUUUCAUCUCUUGGGACCUUGUGCCCUCAACUCCAGAGAAUGUCUGUGGAAUCUCGAUCUCCAACAGACGACUCGGACAUGGUCCUUAAGGCCUCACCUUUCAUUGCCCAAUCUAUUUCACAACUCCACCAUCUCCGGGAAUUGUUUGUAUGGGACCUAGGAGACCAAGGCAAUGAGCACCUUGCGCAGCUGCGAGCUCUGCGUAAACUGUGGUUGGACUUGGAACCAUCGUCAGUUUGGGAAAGACGGUUGCACUUGCGAUCCCCCGGCUUUCGCGAUUUAGAUUUCUUGAUGUUUUUCAUCACCGAUCUCGAGCACGCCUUGGAAUUCCUGAAGUCGCUCCAGGUCAUCGGAAGCAAAAGCAUCCAGAUCCGCUUCAUCCCCACUCGCCCCUUCACAAUCUCGCUCAAUAGUUCCAUCAAAGUUAAUGCAAAACCGGACAUCUUCACGCCAUUAUAUCCAUGUCGCAAUUUAACUCGGCUGCUCAUUGAGAAUGGCUGUGAUAUUUCCAUGACUGACAAGGAGCUUCGCAAGCUGAUAAGAGCAUGGCCUAAGCUUGAAGUGCUGGCUAUCAGCCGCUUUGUCUCCAUCAAGGACACCGCGAUACCUACAUUCCACGCGCUAAUCAGUUUACCCCAGCUCUGCCCUGCUCUGACUUCACUCACUCUUGUCAUCGAUACCACCCUGAGGCACGGUAUAGAUCUCAAAUCCCCCAGUGGUGGAAUCCGCAAUCAGAAUCUCAAAAACCUCGUCCUCGGCAAUUCGCCCGUUGAUUCCCCGGCACAAGUGGCUCUAAUCCUCAAUGGCCUCUUCCCAAACCUGAAGAAGAUUGAUCUUGAUUGCUGGUAUUCGGCUCCAAAGAAAUUUUUCCCCCAGAAGCAGGCAGUGAUGCCACAAUGGGAGGCAGUUAAUUUCUCUCUUCUGAGCUUCAGCAUCGUAAAGGAGAGAUGCACGGAAUGAGGAUGUCGUUUGACUUCUAGGCUACGCUUUCAAGUAUCACCAUGUACACUUUCAAGUCUCUCUAUGCCUGAAUUUACUUGCAGUACAUAUUAUGCCAUGCGCUUAGAUUUCGUUUUAAUAUAAAAAGCACUCGCAAAACCAGUUGCUAAAAUGCUGCUCGUGCGAGUUCUGUGAUCUCUUUCUCUGG